UUCGUGGGUGUAAUUACACAAAUAAAGGUUGUACAAGAUGAUUGGGAAUCCAUAUGUCAUGGGUAUGCUAGCGCAGCAGCAAGCAUUUGCUGCUGUUCAGCUAGCUCACGCCCAAGCUCAAGCACAAAUGCAGCAACAACAAAUACAACAGCAUCAGCAACAACAAAUUAUGAAACCAGAAGUGCUGUCUGAAGAAAAGCUUCAAGAAAAAGCUCGAAAGUGGCAGCAGCUGCAAAGUAAACGGUAUGCCGAGAAAAGGAAAUUUGGAUUUGUCGAUGCUCAAAAAGAAGAGAUGCCUCCAGAACACAUUCGUAAAAUCAUACGUGAUCAUGGAGAUAUGAGUAGUCGAAAGUAUCGUCAUGACAAAAGAGUCUACUUGGGUGCUCUUAAAUAUAUGCCUCAUGCAGUUCUUAAGCUAAUGGAAAACAUGCCAAUGCCAUGGGAACAAAUACGAGACGUCAAAGUUUUGUACCACAUUACUGGCGCUAUAACAUUCGUGAAUGAAAUUCCAUGGGUGAUUGAACCAGUCUACAUCGCUCAAUGGGGUACUAUGUGGAUUAUGAUGCGAAGGGAAAAACGGGAUCGACGACAUUUCAAAAGAAUGAGAUUUCCACCUUUCGAUGAUGAAGAGCCUCCUCUUGACUAUGCUGACAAUAUUCUUGAUGUUGAACCUCUGGAAGCAAUUCAAAUGGAGCUAGAUACCGAAGAAGAUUCUCAAGUUUCCAAGUGGCUUUAUGACCAUAAACCACUGUUGGAUACAAAACAUGUGAAUGGAUCCACCUACCGUAAGUGGAAUCUUGCUCUACCACAGCUUGCAACAUUAUAUCGACUUGCCAAUCAACUCUUAACUGAUUUAGUUGAUGAUAACUACUUCUAUUUAUUUGACCUUAAGUCUUUCUUCACUGCGAAAGCCCUAAACAUGUCUAUACCUGGUGGACCAAAAUUUGAGCCCCUGAUCAAGGAUGCGAAUCCUGCUGAUGAAGAUUGGAAUGAGUUCAAUGACAUAAAUAAAAUUAUCAUUCGUCAGCCAAUCCGCACAGAAUACAGAAUUGCUUUUCCUUAUUUGUACAACAAUUUGCCUCACUAUGUUCAUUUGUCAUGGUAUCAUACUCCUAAUGUAGUGUUUAUCAAGACAGAAGAUCCCGAUUUGCCAGCUUUCUAUUUUGAUCCCUUGAUAAAUCCGAUAUCGCACAGGCAUGCUGUCAAAGGAGCAGAACCUUUGCCUGAUGAUGACGAAGAUUUUGAGCUUCCUGAAUAUGUUCAACCGUUUUUGCAAGACUGUCCUCUAUACACAGACAACACAGCGAAUGGAAUUGCAUUGCUGUGGGCUCCUCGUCCAUUCAACUUGCGUUCUGGGCGAACAAGACGAGCGAUCGAUGUGCCCCUCGUGAAAUCAUGGUAUCGAGAGCAUUGCCCGCCAGGAAUGCCGGUAAAAGUUCGAGUUUCUUACCAGAAGUUAUUGAAGUAUUAUGUGUUGAAUGCAUUGAAGCAUAGGCCUCCAAAGCCACAGAAAAAGCGAUAUUUGUUUAGAUCUUUUAAAUCUACAAAAUUUUUCCAAACUACAACCUUAGAUUGGGUAGAAGUUGGACUCCAUGUUUGUCGGCAAGGGUAUAAUAUGUUAAACUUGUUGAUUCAUCGCAAGAACUUGAACUAUCUGCAUUUAGAUUAUAAUUUUAACUUAAAACCUGUGAAAACUUUAACUACGAAGGAAAGAAAGAAAUCAAGGUUCGGCAAUGCUUUUCAUCUUUGUCGUGAAAUUUUGAGGCUGACGAAACUCGUUGUCGACAGUCACGUUCAGUAUCGAUUGAAUAACGUUGAUGCUUUUCAAUUAGCGGAUGGUUUACAGUAUAUCUUUGCUCAUGUUGGUCAGUUAACUGGUAUGUAUCGCUACAAGUACAAACUAAUGAGACAGAUACGGAUGUGUAAGGACUUGAAGCAUCUGAUUUAUUAUCGCUUCAACACUGGCCCCAUAGGAAAAGGACCUGGCUGUGGAUUUUGGGCUCCAGGUUGGAGAGUGUGGCUUUUCUUUAUGCGGGGAGUGACUCCUCUUCUUGAACGUUGGCUAGGAAAUUUGCUGUCGAGACAAUUUGAGGGUAGACAUUCCAAGGGAGUUGCUAAAACUGUAACAAAGCAACGUGUGGAGAGCCAUUUUGACCUUGAGUUGCGAGCAUCUGUCAUGCAUGAUAUUUUGGACAUGAUGCCUGAAGGCAUGAAGCAAAACAAAGCAAGAACCAUUUUGCAGCACCUUAGUGAAGCAUGGCGGUGUUGGAAAGCUAACAUUCCAUGGAAGGUUCCAGGUUUGCCCAUUCCGAUUGAAAAUAUGAUAUUGCGUUAUGUCAAGAUGAAAGCUGAUUGGUGGACAAAUACUGCCCAUUAUAAUCGAGAACGUAUACGCAGAGGUGCUACAGUAGACAAAACUGUGUGCAAGAAGAAUUUGGGUAGAUUGACUCGUUUAUAUCUAAAAGCAGAACAAGAAAGACAGCAUAACUAUUUGAAGGAUGGUCCUUACAUCAGUGCUGAAGAAGCAGUUGCUAUAUACACUACCACUGUACAUUGGCUCGAGAGUCGCAGAUUUUCUCCCAUUCCGUUUCCGCCACUCUCCUACAAACAUGAUACUAAACUUCUCAUUCUUGCAUUGGAACGUUUGAAAGAAGCUUACAGCGUAAAGAGUCGAUUGAAUCAAUCUCAAAGAGAAGAACUGGGGUUAAUUGAACAAGCCUAUGAUAAUCCUCAUGAAGCGUUGUCACGUAUAAAACGUCAUCUUUUGACUCACAGGCAAUUUAAGGAAGUUGGCAUUGAAUUUAUGGACCUUUACAGUCAUCUCAUUCCAGUAUAUGAUGUAGAGCCAUUGGAGAAGAUUACAGACGCUUACCUGGAUCAAUAUCUUUGGUAUGAAGCCGAUAAGAGACGUUUGUUUCCCCCAUGGAUAAAGCCGGCCGAUUCCGAACCUCCACCACUGUUGGUGUAUAAAUGGUGUCAAGGAAUCAAUAACUUGCAAGAUGUCUGGGAUACUUCUGAAGGUGAAUGCUGUGUCAUGUUAGAGUCUCGCUAUGAAAAAAUGUAUGAAAAGAUUGAUUUAACAUUGCUGAACAGACUAUUAAGACUGAUUGUUGACCACAACAUUGCAGAUUACAUGACGGCAAAAAGUAAUGUUAUCAUUAAUUACAAGGAUAUGAACCACACUAAUUCCUAUGGUAUAAUAAGGGGUCUACAGUUUGCAUCUUUCAUAGUCCAGUAUUAUGGAUUGGUACUAGAUCUACUGGUUCUUGGGUUACAAAGAGCGAGUGAAAUGGCCGGGCCACCUCAAAUGCCUAAUGAUUUCUUGACAUACAAAGAUGUUGCUACAGAAACUGCUCAUCCCAUACGACUGUAUUCAAGAUACAUUGAGCGCAUGCACAUUUUCUUCCGUUUUACUGCUGAAGAAGCCCGUGACUUGAUUCAGAGAUAUUUGACACAGCAUCCUGAUCCUAACAAUGAAAAUAUUGUUGGUUAUAACAACAAAAAAUGUUGGCCUCGUGAUGCUCGUAUGAGGCUGAUGAAACAUGAUGUUAAUCUUGGCCGUGCUGUCUUUUGGGACAUAAAGAACCGACUACCUCGUUCAGUUACAACAGUUCAGUGGGAAAGUAGCUUUGUUUCUGUUUAUAGUAAAGAUAACCCUAAUUUGCUAUUUAAUAUGAGUGGGUUUGAGUGCAGAAUUUUACCGAAAUGCCGAAUGACUCAUGAAGAAUUCACGCAUAAGGAUGGUGUCUGGAAUUUGCAAAAUGAAGUAACUAAGGAACGUACUGCUCAGUGUUUCUUAAGAGUAGAUGAUGAAUCCAUGCAAAGAUUUCAUAACAGAGUUCGUCAAAUUCUGAUGGCUUCUGGUUCAACUACGUUUACUAAAAUAGUAAACAAAUGGAACACCGCCUUGAUUGGAUUAAUGACCUAUUUCAGGGAAGCUGUUGUUAACACGCAAGAGCUACUUGAUUUGUUAGUAAAGUGUGAAAAUAAGAUUCAAACUCGUAUCAAGAUUGGUUUGAAUUCAAAAAUGCCUAGUCGGUUUCCGCCAGUUGUCUUCUACACACCAAAAGAGUUGGGAGGACUUGGUAUGUUGUCUAUGGGCCAUGUUCUCAUACCACAGUCUGAUCUUAGAUGGUCGAAGCAAACAGAUGUUGGAAUUACCCAUUUUAGGUCUGGAAUGAGCCAUGAUGAAGAUCAAGUUAUUCCUAAUCUCUAUCGUUACAUACAACCAUGGGAAAGUGAAUUUAUUGAUUCUCAAAGAGUAUGGGCUGAGUAUGCUUUAAAAAGACAAGAAGCUUUGGCACAAAAUCGACGUUUGACACUUGAAGAUUUGGAAGACAGUUGGGAUCGUGGAAUACCCAGAAUAAACACAUUGUUUCAGAAAGACCGACAUACUUUGGCAUACGAUAAAGGCUGGAGAGUUCGUACCGACUUUAAACAAUAUCAAGUCUUGAAGCAGAAUCCAUUUUGGUGGACACACCAACGUCACGAUGGUAAGCUGUGGAAUCUGAAUAACUACCGUACUGAUAUGAUUCAAGCCCUGGGUGGAGUAGAAGGAAUAUUGGAACAUACUUUGUUUAAGGGAACUUAUUUCCCUACCUGGGAAGGACUGUUUUGGGAGAAAGCGAGCGGAUUUGAAGAAUCUAUGAAGUACAAAAAGCUAACUAAUGCACAGAGAUCUGGUUUGAAUCAAAUUCCAAACCGUAGGUUUACUCUCUGGUGGUCACCAACAAUCAAUCGAGCUAAUGUUUAUGUUGGUUUUCAAGUUCAGCUUGAUUUGACUGGAAUUUUCAUGCAUGGAAAAAUACCCACCCUGAAGAUUUCUUUGAUUCAAAUAUUUAGAGCUCAUUUAUGGCAGAAAAUUCAUGAAAGCAUUGUUAUGGAUUUGUGCCAAGUUUUUGAUCAGGAACUGGAUGCAUUGGAGAUCGAGACUGUCCAGAAAGAAACGAUCCAUCCUAGAAAAUCUUACAAAAUGAACAGCUCAUGUGCUGAUAUCUUGCUCUUUGCAGCAUAUAAAUGGAGUUGUUCUAGGCCAUCUUUACUUGCCGACUCCAAAGAUACUAUGGAUGUUACCAGCACUCAGAAGUAUUGGAUUGAUGUUCAGUUGAGAUGGGGUGAUUACGAUUCUCAUGACAUAGAAAGAUAUGCUCGUGCGAAAUUUUUGGAUUAUACAACGGACAAUAUGAGUAUCUAUCCUUCUCCUACAGGUGUUCUCAUUGCAAUUGAUCUGGCUUACAACUUGCAUAGUGCUUAUGGAAAUUGGUUUCCUGGAGCUAAGCCUUUAAUUCAGCAAGCAAUGGCAAAAAUAAUGAAAGCAAAUCCUGCAUUAUAUGUAUUAAGAGAAAGAAUAAGAAAAGGACUUCAGCUAUAUUCUUCAGAACCAACUGAGCCUUAUUUAUCAUCUCAAAAUUAUGGUGAAUUGUUUUCCAAUCAAAUCAUCUGGUUUGUUGAUGACACUAAUGUAUAUCGUGUUACAAUCCACAAAACUUUUGAAGGUAAUCUUACUACAAAACCAAUAAAUGGUGCUAUUUUUAUUUUUAAUCCUCGUACAGGACAAUUAUUUUUGAAGAUUAUCCAUACUUCUGUGUGGGCAGGUCAAAAACGUCUUGGUCAGUUAGCUAAGUGGAAAACUGCUGAAGAAGUAGCAGCUUUGAUUAGAUCAUUACCUGUUGAAGAACAGCCCAAGCAAAUUAUUGUCACCCGUAAAGGCAUGUUGGAUCCUUUAGAAGUACAUUUACUUGAUUUUCCUAACAUCGUUAUUAAAGGUAGUGAGUUACAAUUACCUUUCCAAGCUUGUUUAAAAGUUGAGAAAUUUGGAGAUUUAAUUCUGAAAGCUACUGAGCCUCAGAUGGUUCUUUUUAACCUGUAUGAUGAUUGGCUGAAAACAAUUUCGUCAUACACUGCAUUUUCUCGUUUAAUUUUGAUCUUGAGAGCGUUGCAUGUAAACAAUGAGCGUACUAAAGUUAUUUUGAAACCAGAUAAAACUACCGUUACAGAAUUGCACCACAUAUGGCCCACCCUUACAGAUGAAGAAUGGAUCAAAGUUGAAGUUCAGUUGAAAGAUUUGAUUUUGGCGGAUUAUGGGAAAAAGAAUAAUGUCAAUGUUGCUUCUCUAACACAAUCAGAAAUAAGAGAUAUUAUACUUGGAAUGGAAAUAUCAGCUCCUUCUGCUCAAAGGCAACAGAUUGCCGAGAUUGAGAAACAGACAAAGGAACAAACACAGCUAACUGCAACCACAACAAGAACUAUCAACAAACAUGGAGAUGAAAUCAUCACGUCAACAACAAGUAAUUAUGAGAAAGAUACGUUUGCAUCAAAGACAGAAUGGAGAGUACGUGCUAUUUCUGCUACCAAUCUGCAUCUGCGUACAAAUCAUAUCUACGUAUCAUCAGAUGAUAUAAAAGAAACUGGCUAUACUUACAUCUUGCCAAAAAAUAUAUUGAAGAAGUUUAUUAUUGCCUCAGAUUUAAGAACGCAAAUUGCUGGUUAUUUGUAUGGUGUGAGCCCAUCUGAUCAGCCUCAAGUGAAGGAAAUUCGUUGUAUUGUAAUGGCUCCUCAGUGGGGAACCCAUCAAAUGGUUCACUUGCCGAAUAUAUUGCCCAGUCAUGAGUAUCUACAAGAAAUGGAGCCUCUUGGCUGGAUUCACACACAACCUAAUGAAUUGCCUCAGCUAUCCCCACAAGAUGUCACUACUCAUGCCAACAUCAUGAAUGACAACCCGUCAUGGGAUGGAGAAAAAACUAUUGUUAUUACAUGCAGUUUUACUCCUGGUUCAUGUUCUCUAACUGCUUAUAAAUUGACGCCAAGCGGUUACGAUUGGGGUCGACAGAAUACCGAUCGAGGCAACAACCCCAAAGGCUACUUACCCUCUCAUUAUGAAAGAGUUCAGAUGCUUUUGACCCAUCGCUUUUUGGGUUUCUUCAUGGUACCAGCCCAAGGAUCUUGGAAUUAUAAUUUCAUGGGUGUUCGUCAUGAUGCAGCAAUGAAAUAUGAUUUGCAGCUGGCAAAUCCAAAAGAGUUUUAUCAUGAAUUGCACAGACCUUCUCAUUUUUUGAACUUCAGCAAUAUUGAAGAUAGUGAAGGUGUUGGCGCUGAUCGUGAGGAUUAUUAUUCAUGAACAUUUUCAUCUGGCAUACAUAUUUUUAAUGUCAAUUCAAAAAAAAAAAAAAAAAAUACUGCUGUAAAUUCUUGUUACCUGUUGGAAAUACUUGCUUUCAGGAUCCGAUUCUUAAUUUAGUAAUAAUAAUAAAAUGAAUGAAAUUU
Messenger RNA from Uloborus diversus, 7263 nucleotides. RefSeq names its product pre-mRNA-processing-splicing factor 8 (gene Prp8). NCBI's taxonomy places the organism in Eukaryota, Metazoa, Arthropoda, Arachnida, Araneae, Uloboridae. Gene Ontology annotation, biological process: mRNA splicing, via spliceosome; spliceosomal tri-snRNP complex assembly. Bases 38 to 7117 code for a protein of 2359 amino acids. Gene Ontology annotation, cellular component: catalytic step 2 spliceosome; U5 snRNP. Gene Ontology annotation, molecular function: protein binding; U5 snRNA binding; pre-mRNA intronic binding. The transcript has a single exon. The record is from RefSeq and is a predicted model, not a curated record.